AAGUAUGAAUUAUGGAUUACUCUUAUAUUUUGACACUAUUUGUGUUUUUUACACUAUCGCACUUUCGUAAAAUCAAGUAUGAAGUAUGAAUCAUGUCCCUCGCCCUUGGCCUGGCAAUCACGGCAGCUCUCUUCAUGGAUCAGGCGUCGAUCGUCCUCGCCUCCGCCUCGAGGGUCUCGAUCGGGGCCGCUCCAGUCCAGAAGGGCAAUAGGAGAAUGAUUCUGGAUUUUUCAAAGAUUAUUGAACGCAUUUCAACAAUAUAUGUUUAUGUAAACCUUUCUCUGCACUUCGCCAUUCUUCGAUCUCUCUGUGCCUGCCUUCAUUUUCCAGCCAUGGUGGCCAUCAUCGCCCGCUCGCAUUCUCCUCUCCGUGCCCGAUUGCUUCCAUGGGCGUGCUUCAUCUUCCCCGAGAUUAGGUCAAGUAGAUGCGAUUUCUCAACCAUCUGCCAAGAACGCCUACUCACUCACGGGCAUGGGAACAAACCACUAUAGUGGAUUGCCUUCCCUUCAUUCUCGGCAUAUACGAAUUCUCAACAAAGUGGAAGCAGAAGCAACAGCAAGACUUGGAUUUUGGUCCACCAAAAUGCAGUGCUGAGCUUCACAUUCUUCUCCAAAUAUCAGAGUGAUCCUUGUUUACUAUCCUACUUGAAAGUACUAAUAUCACGUUCAAGAAAUUGGCUUCAGAUUAUUAAGGAUUGCCACGUUGAACUGUUGGGCAAUUGAGUGAAAUACCUGAUAGUAAACAAUCAUAGCACCAAAAGGAAGGAUGAAAGUUUCAAGCUUGAAUGAUGUGACUCCCGAUGAACAAGAAGUCAUCAAUGAUUUCCAGAGUGAAAGUAAACUGCAAGAGUCAAAGAAGAGGAGUGACAGCAUACCAUAUUACAAGCUUUACUCCUUGGCUGAUAGAACAGACUAUUUUUUACUGAUUAUGGGCACAAUAUCAGCUAUCUUGAAUGGCAUCUCCCUACCUAUGUCAACGGUGUUUUUUGGAGAUAUGGUUAAUGCUUUCGGGAUGAACAUAAAUAUAAGAAGCAUUGCUCAUGCAGUUUCCAAGGUCUCUCUCAAGUUUGUAUAUUUAGGCUUGGCAACUGGCAUAGCAUCAUUACUUCAGGUGGCUUGCUGGACGAUCACUGGGGAAAGACAAGCUGCAAGGAUUAGAAAUCUCUACUUGAAAGCCAUACUUGGACAAGAUAUUGGAUUCUUUGACAUGGAGGCAAACACAGGAGAAGCCGUGGCAAAGAUGUCAGGUGGCACAUUUCUCAUUCAAGACGCCAUGGGUGAAAAGGCUGGAAAGUUUGUCCAGUUGCUGUCAUCAUUCAUUGGAGGGUUUAUUAUAGCAUUCAUUCAAGGAUGGCAACUUACACUAGUUAUGCUGUCCACCAUUCCUCCUAUGGUUCUUGCAGCUGCAAUCAUGGCUACUCUCUUGACCAAGAUGGCAGCUCAUGGACAGACAGCUUAUUCAGAAGCAGCUGCAACUGUUGAACAAACAAUCAGCUCAAUUAGGACUAUUGCCUCUUUUACUGGAGAGGAACAUGCUAUAAAGAAAUACAAUAGAAGUCUGAGUGGUGCUUACAGGGCCAGUAUUUUGGAAGGCUUGUUUGCAGGAAUUGGCUUGGGUGCAACUUUUGCUAUUCUUUUCUUCGGUUAUGGUUUAGGAAUAUGGUACGGGUCUGAGUUAAUAUUGAAGCACAACUAUACUGGAGGAGCUGUUUUCAAUGUAAUUCUUGCAGUCAUUACAGGCGCCAUGUCUUUAGGGCAAGCCUCACCAUGUACAAGUGCUUUUGCAGCAGGACAAGUAGCAGCAUUCAAGAUGUUUGAGACAAUCAAAAGGAAGCCUGAGAUAGAUGCAUAUGAUACCACUGGAACCACAUUGGAUGACAUUAAAGGAAAUAUUGAAUUAAAGGAUGUCUACUUUAGCUAUCCAGCUAGACCUGAUGAUCCAGUACUAAAUGGAUUGUCUUUAUUCAUUCAAAGCGGAACUUCUGUUGCUUUAGUUGGAGAAAGUGGAAGUGGAAAGUCAACCAUAAUCAGUCUAAUAGAAAGAUUUUAUGAUCCACAAGCUGGUGAAAUUCUUAUAGAUGGAAUCAAUCUCAAGGAUUUUCAGUUGAGAUGGAUAAGAGGGAAAAUUGGACUUGUUAGCCAGGAACCAGUUCUCUUUGCAUCUAGCAUUCGGGAAAAUAUUGCUUAUGGCAAGGAUGGUGCGACUGUUGAUGAAAUUAAAGCUGCUGUUGAGCUAGCCAAUGCUUCCAAAUUUAUCGAACAACUACCUCAGGGUCUUGACACCUUGGUUGGAGAUGAUGGAAUUCAACUCUCUGGCGGACAGAAACAAAGAGUUGCAAUAGCUAGAGCUAUUCUUAAGGACCCAAAAAUAUUAUUACUAGAUGAAGCCACCAGUGCUCUUGAUGCAGAAUCUGAAUUUAUCUUGCAGGAAGCGCUUACUCAUGCCAUGCAAAAUACAACCACUGUCAUUGUUGCUCAUCGAUUGACCACAGUGAGGAAUGCCAACAUGAUCACUGUAGUUCAUAAAGGGUUAAUAAUAGAAAAAGGUACACAUGAUGAGCUCAUUCGGAUUCCAUACGGAGCUUAUAACCAACUUGUAAGGUUCCAACAAGUGAAGCAAGAUGCUGAUCAACAUACUCCACUUGACCAGGUGAAGUCAUAUGCUAGUGUUGACCAACAGUUGAUUCAAUAUACAUCAUCCCAUCUGUCAACCAGUAGACGCGAAAAUCAGCAUGCAUCAUCAGAAUCCUUUAGGUUGCCCUCUGGAAAACUAGAUAUUUCCAUAGAGAUCCCCCUUCCUGAAGGGCCAUCAGAGAAUCUUGAAGUACCACUUCACCGCCUUGCUUAUCUUAAUAAACCAGAGCUUCCCAUUCUACUGAUAGGUUCACUUGCUGCCAUAGUUAGUGGUGUUCUACUGCCCAUUUUUGCAGUUAUCUUGUCAAGAGUAGUGCAUACCUUGUUUGAGCCACCAAGUAAGCUUCACAAGGAUUCCAAAUUUUGGUCAUUGAUGUUAACUUUUCUUGGCUUGGUAACCUUGAUAUCAAUUCCAAUUAGAGCUUUCUUGUUUGCUAUUGCUGGGUCCAAGUUAAUAAAAAGAAUCAGAUCAAUGUCCUUUGACAAGAUUGUUCACAUGGAGAUUGAGUGGUUCGACAAGCCUGAAAACUCGACUGGAGCAAUUGGUGCAAGACUUUUUGUAGAUGCAGCAGCAGUGAGGAAUCUUGUUGGUGAUACUCUGGCACUUUUGGUUCAGAAUGUUUCCACCUUGGUUGCUGGUUUGGCGAUUGCUUUAUUGGCAUGUUGGCAGUUGGCUCUUUUAGUCCUAGCUUUGGUGCCUUUGAUAGGCCUUAAUGGAUGGAUUCAGUUAAAGUUCAUGAAGGGAUUGACUCAAGAUGCAAAGGUGAUGUUUGAGGAAGUAAGUCAGGUUGCUACUGAUGCAAUUAGAAGUAUCAGAACAAUUGCUUCUUUCACAGCUGAAGAGAAGGUGAUGGAAAUUUAUCGGAGGAAAUAUAAAGGUCCUAUGAGUAAUACGAUAAAGCAAGGAUUGAUUGGUGGAGUAAGUUUUGGUCUCUCCAACACUUUAUUGUUCUGUGUAUAUGCAACUGCUUUCUAUGCUGGAGCCAUGCUCAUAAAGGAUGGCAAGACCACAUUUUCAGAUGUUUUUUGUGUCAUCUUUGCUCUGAAUUUUGCUGCGAUAGGAAUUACACAGUAUAGUUCGCUCGCACCCGACUCUGCAAAAGCAAAAACCGCUACAGCUUCCGUGUUUGCCAUACUUGACCGGAAGUCCAAGAUUGAUUCCAGUGAUGAUUCUGGUACAACAUUAGACUUAGUAGAGGGAAAUAUUGUUUUUGAUCAUGUCGGCUUCAGGUACCCCUCUAGGCCAGACGUCGAGAUCUUUCGUGAUCUAUGCUUUAAUAUUCAAUCAGGAAAGACGGUUGCUAUCGUCGGUGAAAGUGGAAGCGGGAAAUCAACUGUGCUAUCGCUGCUCCAAAGAUUUUAUGACCUUAAUUCCGGUCAUAUACUGCUAGAUGGAGUUGACAUACGAAACCUACAGAUCAGGUGGUUGAGGCAGCAAAUGGGUCUAGUUAGUCAAGAGCCUGUACUGUUCCACGAUACGAUUCGAGCCAACAUUGCAUAUGGAAAAGAAGAUGCCACUGAGUCAGAGAUAUUGGCAGCUUCAGAGUUGUCUAGCGCGCACCAGUUCAUAAGCGGGUUGCAUCAGGGCUAUGACACUUCGGUUGGCGAACAAGGUACCCAAUUAUCAGGUGGGCAGAAACAACGGCUGGCUAUUGCACGCGUGAUCAUAAAGCAUCCAAGGAUCUUGCUGUUCGACGAGCCUACCAGCGCCCUUGAUUUGGAGUCUGAACAUAUAGUGCAAGACGCACUUGAGAGAGUGAUAGUCAACUGCACGACUAUCAUCGUUGCGCACCGAUUGUCCACCAUUAAAGGUGCCGAUACGAUUGUGGUGCUCAAGAACGGAGCGGUGAUAGAGAUGGGCAAGCAUGAGGAUUUGAUCAAUGUAAAGGAUGGGGCUUAUGCAUCACUCGUAGCAUUUCAGUCAGGCUAAUAUCGUGAAUGUUGCCUUGCAUCGCCAUUGUAUCUUAUACAAGGGCAUUGUCAUCGUAGCACGAUAUUAGAUUUGUGAAUCACUCUCGUCUCGCCUUUACGAUAAGUAGGGUGAGUAGCUUGACUAGUUAUGUAGUGGUUAUGUUUCGACAACAUAGUGACAUUAACAAAGAGAUGCAAUUGAGCAUCACAUAUUGAACCUCUAUAAUUGCAUUUUUAGCUUAGGGCUACGGUAUAACGGAAGGAUGUUAAGUUGUCACUUAGAUAUCUAUCGUUUAAUUCUCA
Zingiber officinale is the source of this 4847-nucleotide messenger RNA. RefSeq names its product ABC transporter B family member 4-like. The record is from RefSeq and is a predicted model, not a curated record. Gene Ontology annotation, cellular component: membrane. Lineage: Eukaryota; Viridiplantae; Streptophyta; Magnoliopsida; Zingiberales; Zingiberaceae. Gene Ontology annotation, biological process: transmembrane transport. The transcript has 14 exons. Bases 766 to 4563 code for a protein of 1265 amino acids. Gene Ontology annotation, molecular function: ATP hydrolysis activity; ATP binding; ABC-type transporter activity.